AUGACUCGGUCUAGUACUUCUCUUUCAACAAAUAAUCAUGCAAAUGCAAUUCAAAAUACAAUGAAGAGAAAAUCGCUUGCAGCAGAUAGCGACAAUGAAAAGAAGAAAACAAAGAAAGCAACAACUAGUUAUCAACGUAAAUCCUCCAAAAGUUUCAACUGUGGUAUAUGCUUUGAUUCUGUAACAGUCUCUAAAAUCUUCACAAACACUUCAUGCAACCAUCCAUUUUGUACUAACUGCAUAUCCAAGUACGUGAAUGUUCAAAUAAACAAAAAUGCUGCAAAAGUGACUUGUCCAAAUCCGGAAUGUUCUGUGGAACUGAAACCACAACAUUUGCAAUCCAGUUUACCUAAUCAAGUCAUUGUUGAAUGGGAAUCUGCAAUUUGCGAGUCUUCGAUUUCUUUGAAGCAAAAGAUUUACUGUCCUUACAAGAAUUGUUCUGUUAUGUUGGUGAAUGACGGGGUAGAAGUAGUUACAAGUUGUGAAUGUCCUUCUUGUCAUAGGCUAUUCUGUGCACAAUGUAAGGUUCCAUGGCACGCAAACAUGAGUUGUGGGAGAUUUCAGAAUUCGACUAAGGUUCGAGAUGAAAAAGAAUUGAAUGAGAAAUUUAUGGACUUGGCUAAAAGAAAGAAGUGGCAGACAUGUCCCAAAUGUUCUAUGCAUGUUCAGAGAAAUGGUGGAUGUGAACAUAUAUCAUGCAGGUGUGGAUGUAGCUUCUGCUACAAGUGUGGGAAGGAUUGGAAGCAUGGACAUGUAUGCAAUAGAUCUUAA
Vicia villosa (hairy vetch) is the source of this 771-nucleotide messenger RNA. RefSeq names its product E3 ubiquitin-protein ligase RSL1-like. Gene Ontology annotation, cellular component: cytoplasm; ubiquitin ligase complex. The coding region runs from base 1 to 771 and encodes 256 amino acids. The transcript has 2 exons. The record is from RefSeq and is a predicted model, not a curated record. NCBI's taxonomy places the organism in Eukaryota, Viridiplantae, Streptophyta, Magnoliopsida, Fabales, Fabaceae. Gene Ontology annotation, biological process: protein polyubiquitination; ubiquitin-dependent protein catabolic process; positive regulation of proteasomal ubiquitin-dependent protein catabolic process. Gene Ontology annotation, molecular function: ubiquitin conjugating enzyme binding; ubiquitin protein ligase activity; zinc ion binding.